Drosophila yakuba is the source of this 1704-nucleotide messenger RNA. It is a transcript of the gene Or83a, whose product is annotated as odorant receptor 83a. The record is from RefSeq and is a predicted model, not a curated record. Gene Ontology annotation, cellular component: plasma membrane. The coding region runs from base 105 to 1466 and encodes 453 amino acids. Gene Ontology annotation, biological process: sensory perception of smell; detection of chemical stimulus involved in sensory perception of smell. Gene Ontology annotation, molecular function: olfactory receptor activity; odorant binding. The transcript has 4 exons. Lineage: Eukaryota; Metazoa; Arthropoda; Insecta; Diptera; Drosophilidae.
UGGGAAAACAUAUUUGAAAAGUUCAUAGAAAUUCAGGCAUGAAGCAACAAACCUAUAAAAGGGUUAGACAAAAGCCCUGGAUUUAAAUUCUAAGUUUGGUCAUAAUGAAGAGCACAUCCAAGGAAGAAAGGAUUAAAGCCGACUCCAAGCGUCGCGACCUGUUCGUAUUUGUAAGGCAAACCAUGUGUGUAGCGGCCAUGUAUCCUUUCGGAUAUUAUGUGAAGGGCUCUGGAGUCCUGGCAGAUCUGGUCCGAGUCUGUGACUUGGCCUACGAACUCCUCAACUACUUCGUAUCGGUGCAUAUAGCUGGCCUGUACAUCUGCACCAUCUACAUCAACUACGGACAGGGCGACUUGGACUUCUUCGUAAACUGUUUGAUACAAACUAUUAUUUAUUUGUGGACCAUAGCGAUGAAGCUUUAUUUUCGAAGGUUCAGACCUGCAUUACUGAAUGAAAUUUUGUCCAACAUUAAUGAUAAGUACGAGCCACGUUCCGCUGUAGGAUUCAGUUUCGUCACAAUGGGGGGGUCUUAUCGGAUAUCCAGGCUAUGGAUAAAAACCUAUGUGUACUGUUGCUACAUCGGCACCAUUUUUUGGCUGGCUCUUCCCAUUGCUUACAGGGAUGGGAGCCUUCCUCUCGCCUGCUGGUAUCCCUUUGACUACACGCAACCUAUUGUCUAUGAGCUAGUGUUCCUUCUUCAGGCGAUGGGACAGAUCCAAGUGGCCGCAUCGUUCGCCUCCUCCAGUGGUCUGCAUAUGGUAUUUUGUGUCCUGAUAUCUGGGCAAUACGAUGUCCUCUUUUGCAGUCUCAAGAAUGUAUUGGCCAGCAGCUAUGUACUAAUGGGAGCCAAUAUGACGGAACUGAAUCAAUUGCAGGCUGAGCAAUCUGCAGCUGAUGCCGAGCUAGGUCAAUAUACGUACUCUAUGGAAGAGGAGACCCCUCUGCGAGAACUUCUAGAAGUGGGAAGCUCAAUGGACUUCUCCUCAGCAUUCGGGCUGUCUUUUGUACGGUGCAUUCAGCACCACAGAUACAUAGUGGCGGCCCUGAAAAAAAUUGAGCGUUUCUACAGUCCCAUCUGGUUUGUGAAGAUUGGUGAAGUCACUUUCCUCAUGUGUCUGGUGGCAUUCGUCUCUACGAAGAGCACGUCGGCCAAUUCUUUAAUGCGGAUGGUCUCUUUGGGACAGUACCUACUCCUAGUUCUCUACGAGCUCUUUAUCAUCUGCUAUUUCGCGGACAUCGUUUUCCAGAACAGUCAACGGUGUGGUGAAGCCCUGUGGAGAAGUCCAUGGCAGCGACAUUUGAAGGAGGUUCGCAGCGAUUACAUAUUUUUUAUGUUGAAUUCCCGCAGGCAGUUCCAACUAACUGCCGGAAAAAUAACCAAUCUAAACGUGGAUCGGUUCAGAGGGACUAUCACUACUGCCUUCUCGUUUCUCACCUUGCUGCAAAAAAUGGAUUCACGAGAAUAAAAAACUUGUUUUCCAUGAUUAUGAAAUAAUGAUGCAUUUGAAUGAAGUCAUUCAAAACGAUUUAACGAUCUAUGUAUUCAAUUGUUUGUUAUUUGCCCCCAUCAAGAUUUAUUUCAACUUUGGCAUUACACGUUCGAGCAGUGUGUUACAGUAAUAGUUUAAAUAGUGGACGUCUUCAUAGCAUCGACAUUUUAAAAGUACGCUAUUAUUUAAAUAACGCCUUUAUAAUGCAAAAGAA